AUGGUUGGAAGUGGAGAAGUAGCCAGCGAGCAAGCGGCAGCGGCCCGCGGCGACGAUGAACCAGCACCGGUCGAAUCUGACCAAGCGGGACGCAUUGCCAACGAUCUGGAAGGCAGAAGGAGUUGGGCUACAAGUUGGGGAAACUACAGCACUGAUGCCUCAUCCCACUAUGCUCGAUCGUGGAACGGCAACGAGGCCGACGAUGGCUUCGGUGGCGGAGACAACCGGCGAGGCGACCUAGAUCUCUUCGAGCAGGCCUCGGCAAUUGAGAAGGAGUCUGGAGAGAUCUCUGGGUGGAUGGUCGAGCGAGAGUCCAUGGACG
Messenger RNA from Symbiodinium necroappetens, 322 nucleotides. The record is from the annotation of a GenBank genome assembly. NCBI's taxonomy places the organism in Eukaryota, Dinophyceae, Suessiales, Symbiodiniaceae.